This is a messenger RNA of Eremothecium cymbalariae DBVPG#7215, 2175 nucleotides long. RefSeq names its product cyclin-dependent serine/threonine protein kinase SGV1 (gene SGV1). Gene Ontology annotation, molecular function: ATP binding; cyclin-dependent protein serine/threonine kinase activity. The transcript has a single exon. Gene Ontology annotation, biological process: protein phosphorylation. The record is from RefSeq and is a predicted model, not a curated record. The coding region runs from base 1 to 2175 and encodes 724 amino acids. Gene Ontology annotation, cellular component: nucleus. Lineage: Eukaryota; Fungi; Ascomycota; Saccharomycetes; Saccharomycetales; Saccharomycetaceae.
AUGAGUCAAGAAAGCGGUGUUAAGAGGGUUGAUUUCAAAUACAAGAUUGGGAAGGUUAAGCAGACUCCUCCUGUAAUGAAGGAUCCCAAAACAGGACUUGAAUACAUUGAGUUGAAAAAACGAGAUGGCGAACAGGUUUACGGGGUCACUAAAUUUUUGGGAAAUUAUAAAGAGGAAAAGAAGUUGGGUCAGGGAACCUUUGGGGAGGUUUAUAAGGGGAUCCACUUGGCCACCCAAAGACAAGUAGCGAUGAAAAAGAUCUUGGUGAAGGCAGAGAACGACCUGUUUCCUAUUACUGCACAACGUGAAAUAACCAUUUUAAAGAGAUUAAACCAUAAGAAUGUUUUGAGGUUAAUAGAGAUGGUUUAUGACCAUUCGCCGUUUCAGAAUGGGAAUUCAUAUGGCCAAGAUUCCGCGCAAUCAAGUGGGGCCAACGAUUCAUUAAAAUCAUUUUACAUGAUUUUGCCUUAUAUGGUUGCUGAUAUAUCUGGUAUUUUGCACAAUCCAAGAAUGACUUUAGAUAUGGGGGAUAUCAAGAAUAUGAUGCUCCAGAUUUUUGAAGGUAUAAACUAUAUUCAUUGUAAAAAAUUUAUGCAUAGAGAUAUUAAGACGGCUAACAUUUUGCUCGACCAUAAGGGUAUUUUGAAGAUUGCUGAUUUUGGCUUGGCCAGAAAUUAUUAUGGAGCGCCUCCGAAUUUGAAAUAUCCUGGUGGUGCAGGGACUGAUGCAAAAUAUACUUCAGUUGUUGUAACGAGAUGGUAUAGAGCCCCAGAGUUGGUCUUGGGCGAUAAAAAUUACACUACUGCAGUAGAUAUUUGGGGAAUUGGAUGUGUCUUCGCCGAGUUUUUUGAGAAAAAGCCAAUUCUACAAGGGAAAACCGACAUAGACCAAGGUCAUGUCAUAUUUAAACUAAUGGGAACACCAAGUAAUGAUGAUUGGCUUCUAGCUCGUUAUUUACCAGGAGCUGAACUAACUAAAACUUAUUACGAGCCGACAUAUAAGGAAAGAUUUGGGAAGCAUUUGAGUGAGAGUGGGUUAGAUUUGCUUUCCAAACUACUUGCAUUAGACCCUUAUAAACGAGUGACGGCGAUGUCUGCUGUAAAACAUCCUUUUUUUUUAGAAGAACCGUUACCAAAACAAGAAUUAAAGUUACCAUGCGAAGAGAGCCAUGAAACUGAUAUUGCACGUUAUAGAAAGGAGCUUCAUCAAAGUAUGACAAAUCUGCCACCCGCUGCGCCAUCGGGUCAUAUAGCUGAGGUUGGACAGCCUCAAGCACCGCCUCAGCCUGCUAGAAUGAUUCCCCCGCCAUCAUCUUUACCGCCUAGGCCGAAAGCAAUACCCUCAGGUCCAAGAUUCAGAGAUUCUGCUCCACAGAACAAAGUAACCAAACCGCCAAGUCGUUAUUUGGGUGCCCAACAUCAAUAUAACAACAACAAUAUCAAUAACAAUGCGAGCAGCAAUACUACCGCAAAUGCAAACACGAGCACCAACAAUUACGGAAACCACUACAAUAACUGGGCGGGACCAGCAAUGGAUAGAGAACGUGAUCAUCGAUAUUAUGGUCCUUACCCAGAAUCUUACCCUCGCAAAGGAGAUCGCUAUAAUAGGGAUGACCCGCAAUUUAAUGGCUAUGGUUACAGGCCAAGAGGUUACCAGAGAACAAAUGGUUGGCGCAGAGAAGUGGACGCAAGAUAUCAAAGGCCUCAUGUUUCAGUCAACGGUCCAAAUUAUAGAGCUGCAAGGCGUGAUACGUACAAAGCUCUAGAAAGGCCGCCACAACCCUAUCAUGGUUCGGAUUUCAAGUCAGGUAAUGAAUCCAGCAUAACUUCCUCCUCAUCGGCAAAAACUGGCGCCAGUGCGUCGAUAUCAACAACUUCACCUGCAUCUACAUCUGCGGCUACCGUUACUUCUUCCGCUGUGUCCAGAGAUGUGCAGACUUCCUCUUCUGGACGACUACGAGAAGAAACUGAAGCAAACAGCAGAGCAAUAAAUACUCAGCAGUCGCGUGUAAAUGCAUUGGAAGCACGUAUUUAUGGGCGCGAUGAAAAACAUCAAACAGAUCCUAGUAACCGACAGUAUUCCCGUUCUGGAUCGGCCUCUAAGAACUCGGAAAAUGGAGGUUCAAAUGAUACAAACGCUGAUCCGUCAAAGAGAAAUAUCGUAGAUUAUUAUUAG